Messenger RNA from Sorex fumeus (smoky shrew), 537 nucleotides. It is a transcript of the gene LAMTOR5, whose product is annotated as late endosomal/lysosomal adaptor, MAPK and MTOR activator 5. Gene Ontology annotation, molecular function: guanyl-nucleotide exchange factor activity. The transcript has 4 exons. The record is from RefSeq and is a predicted model, not a curated record. Lineage: Eukaryota; Metazoa; Chordata; Mammalia; Eulipotyphla; Soricidae. Gene Ontology annotation, biological process: cellular response to amino acid stimulus; positive regulation of TORC1 signaling. Gene Ontology annotation, cellular component: cytoplasm; lysosome; Ragulator complex. Bases 114 to 389 code for a protein of 91 amino acids.
CCGGCCCCCGCCCGCUCGGGUCACGUGGCCGCUGAGCGCUCGCGGCCUGUGGGGAGGACGAACGCUCGGUUCGGUGGGGUCUUGGGCUGGAGCGGCCGGCGGCCGGCGGCGGGAUGGAGUCGACCUUGGAGCAGCACUUGGAGGACACAAUGAAGAAUCCCUCCAUUGUCGGUGUCCUGUGCACAGACUCACAAGGGCUGAACCUGGGCUGCCGUGGGACCCUAUCAGACGAACAUGCUGGAGUGAUCUCUGUUCUAGCUCAGCAGGCAGCUAAACUGACCUCGGACCCCACUGAUAUUCCCGUGGUGUGUCUGGAAUCUGAUAAUGGGAACAUCAUGAUCCAGAAGCACGAUGGUAUCACUGUGGCCCUGCACAAAAUGGCCUCUUGACACCUCCUGCCUGUCUCCAGCCACCUGGCUGAAGAAGGAUGGGGACCUCCUUGUGGCAGAGCCGAUCGUGUUCUGAGACCACAGAGCCAGUUCAACUUUGUACAUAGAAUUUUGUUAUGUUCAAUAAAUCUUAUUGGAGGAAAGCUUG